This is a messenger RNA of Amoebophrya sp. A25, 799 nucleotides long. The record is from the annotation of a GenBank genome assembly. Lineage: Eukaryota; Dinophyceae; Syndiniales; Amoebophryaceae.
AUGACGAACUACAUGGCAACAUUAUUGUUUCCGGAAGGAGGUGGCAUCCACACGCACCUGAGCGCUGAGGUGCUUGCCAACUUCCGUAGUGGCAUCCGGGGACUACUGGAAACUCUGGAUAGGGUGCAAGAUUCACAAAACGGCCUUGCCCGCUUAGCUUUCGGGCGACAAGUGACCACAGAGGAGGUGUAUGAGAUUCUGGAGUUUGCCUUUGAUAAAGCUACCAGGUUGAGCACGGACAUUGCCACCUUGCUGCAAGAAGUACUGGCAUCCGUGGGCCUCUCGACGGCCUUUCUUCGCCGUCAACAACUGCCGGAUGCUCUACUUUUAAGGCUAUGUAGUUGUUUGAGUAGUUAACCUAUAACAUUUACAGCAGAUCAACAUUCAGCAGAUGAUGCUUUUAAGUAGAAGUACAAGAACAUGAACAUGAUAUCUAAAUAUGUCCAUGCCCAUGUCCUGGAUUUUGUUGUUCAAAAAAAGAGAGGAUUUUGUUGAUAAGGAUGCUGCACUUACUUUCAUUGUUGUAACGAUCGGACGGCUCAUCUCCUGACGCUUAUUUAGUUCGAGUUCAACAUCAGUUCCUCACGCUCUAAUGCUUAGCCCACGUUCAACAUCAGCGUGGCAGACGCUGGCUGAGACGCAGCUCUCCGACGAGGUGAGGGGGGUGAUCGCGCUACUAGUGGAGCUCGAAUGCACUCGACUCACGGAACUGCGAAGCUCUUUGGACGUCUUUCGCAUACAAUUUGAGAGGUGGCUUGCACAAGGGCGUCUCCGUCCAACGCCUCACUGGUUCAUGAUA